AUGGAAUGUUCCCCCUGCAGAGUCGCUGCUAUGGAUGGCAAGUUCUUUGAACAGUUCAUUGCCUUGAGGUUUGCUGAUGGAGAAGCGGGCCAAGAUACAUUCAAACCCAUGCAGGAUUCAUCAGCAAACAACAACUCUGCCAUUGAUUUCACCCAGUGUAGGGGCAUCUAUAAAGACAUUUCCCGUUCAACUCACAAAGAGGCCGAGUUCUUCUACAAAUCUGCUCUCAUCACAAUCAACCAGAGACUUGGGGUGAACUAUGAGAUGAAAGACCUGCCCAAUGCUCAGCUCUUUAAGUAUGCACAAGAGACCUUGAAUGUAAAUCCCCAAGAACAUGAAGCACUAUUACAGAGAGUAUCAAAUAGCCUGCCCCCUCCUCUUAUCAUGGUUGUUGAUGUAAUAUCAGCUAAAGGUUUGCUGGCAAAAGAUUCAAAUGGUCUGAGCGAUCCAUUCUGUGUUCUGGGCAUCGUCGCUCUGUGGAGGGAGAACACGUCGGAAGGUGAAAAGCACAAGAUGUCGCACUCCAGGCACGAUCCCCUGCUCGACCACGCAAGCAAGGACCCCCUCUGUGUCACGGAGGUCAAGGAGAAGACCCUGUGUCCGAGCUGGAGGGAACAGUUCAGAUUUGAUGUUGGUGAUGUCAACAAUGAACAGCUGCAGGUUGAAGUUUGGGAUCAUGAUGAGAACUCAUCAGUAGGGCAACUUAUAAAGAAGAAUGCAGGAGAUGUUUCCAAUCUGAAGGGUAUGGGAAGAUUCUUCAAGGAGAUAGCUCAGUCAGCCAAGAAGGAUGGAAAGAACCUGGAUGACUUCCUAGGAUGGGUUACCAUACCACUCAAUACCAUAUCGAGUCAAGGUUUAGAAUGUUCUUUUCCUCUGCAAAGCCGGGGAAAGCGUAAGGUGGAAGGAGAGCUCAAACUGAAAUUACAACUUGCACUCAAGAAGGAUGCGCCCAAGGCCAGCACGGAGGCCAUGGGGGCCGCCCACCAGUACCUCUGGUACAACUUCACCCAUCAUGAGGUAUGUGAUAACUCCAUGACAGGGAAAAGAUGGAGUGGUCAGCUUCCUCCAGCACCCAGGGCAGUCCUGCAUCAACUCGCUCAACAACAGCAGCUACCAGAAAUCUACCAGCUUGCCAGCCAGUCGAUAGCAUACAGUCAGUAG
This is a messenger RNA of Strongylocentrotus purpuratus (purple sea urchin), 1161 nucleotides long. RefSeq names its product BAI1-associated protein 3-like. Bases 1 to 1161 code for a protein of 386 amino acids. NCBI's taxonomy places the organism in Eukaryota, Metazoa, Echinodermata, Echinoidea, Camarodonta, Strongylocentrotidae. The transcript is spliced from 12 exons. The record is from RefSeq and is a predicted model, not a curated record.